Sapajus apella (tufted capuchin) is the source of this 2779-nucleotide messenger RNA. RefSeq names its product anoctamin 9 (gene ANO9). The coding region runs from base 57 to 2330 and encodes 757 amino acids. The record is from RefSeq and is a predicted model, not a curated record. Gene Ontology annotation, biological process: chloride transmembrane transport. NCBI's taxonomy places the organism in Eukaryota, Metazoa, Chordata, Mammalia, Primates, Cebidae. Gene Ontology annotation, cellular component: plasma membrane. The transcript is spliced from 22 exons. Gene Ontology annotation, molecular function: chloride channel activity.
AGGGCGAAGACAACCUCCAGAUCCUGGUGGAGCCCGAAGGGGACAGCUUCCCGCUGAUGGAGAUCAGUUCCUGCGAGACCGAGGCGUCCGAGCAGUGGGAUUACGUCCUUGUGGCCGACCUUCGCACCCAGACGGACCCCCGGCAGGUGCAGCAGCAGUGGCAGUUCCUGGAACAGCUCAGGAGAAAGGGCUUCCACACCAAGAUGAUAAAGGACCAGAGACAGGUGUUCUUCGGGAUCCGUGCUGACAACAGUGUCUUCGACCUGUACCACACCCUCCUCCUGGAGCCCGAGGGUCCCGCCCGCCAGGCCGAGCAUGCUGAGGCCACGGCUGUCCCGGUCACCACGAGAAUCCGAAUCGUGGACUUCGUGGUCCAGAAAAACAAGACCUCAGCUGGCAAGACAUUCGAGAAUUUGAUGAAGGACGGGGUCUUCGAGGCCAGGUUCCCCCUACACAAGGAGGAGAAAAAGCUGAAGACUUGGGCGCAGUGGAGGAGCAUGUUCCACAAGCAGCCAGUGGAUGAGAUCAGGAACUACUUCGGGGAGAAGGUGGCCCUGUACUUCGCCUGGCUGGGCUGGUACACCUACAUGCUGGUGCCAGCCGCCCUGACAGGCCUCGUGGUUUUCCUGAGUGGAUUCUCACUGUUCGAGGCCAGCCAGAUCAGCAAGGAGAUCUGUGAAGCCGACAACAUCCUCAUGUGUCCCCUCGGAGACCACAGCCGCAGGUACCAGCGGCUCUCGGAGACCUGCACUUUCGCCAAGCUCACCCACCUCUUUGACAAUGACGGCACGGUGGUGUUCGCCAUCUUCAUGGCUCUCUGGGCCACAGUGUUCCUGGAGAUCUGGAAGCGUCAGCGGGCCAGUGUGGUCCUGCACUGGAAGCUGUACGUGUGGGACGAGGACCAGGAGGAAAUGGCGCUUGAGCUCAUUCACUGUCCCGGCUACAAACUGCAGCUGCACCAGCACUCCUACCUGCGCAGCACCGUGAUCCUCGUGCUCACCCUGCUCAUGAUCUCCCUCAUGAUCGGCAUGGCGCACGUCCUGGUGGUCUACCGAGUCCUGGCCUCUGCGCUCUUUAGCAGCUCGGCGCUGCCCUUCCUGGAGGAGCAGGUGACCACGGCCGUGGUGGUGACCGGGGCCCUGGUGCACUACGUGACCAUCGUCAUCAUGACCAAGGUCAAUAAGCUCGUGGCCCUGAAGCUCUGCGACUUUGAGAAGCCCCGGACCUUCUCGGAACGGGAGAGCAGGUUCACCAUCCGCUUCUUCACGCUGCAGUUCUUCACCCACUUCUCCUCGCUCAUCUACAUCGCCUUCAUCCUGGGCAGGAUCAACGGCCACCCGGGGAAGUCCACGCGCCUGGCCGGCUUGUGGAAGCUGGAAGAGUGCCACGCCAGCGGCUGCAUGAUGGACCUGUUCGUGCAGAUGGCCAUCAUCAUGGGCCUGAAGCAGACGCUCAGCAACUGCGCGGAGUACCUGGGCCCGUGGCUGGCGCACAAGUGGCGCUCCAAGCAGGCCUCUGCGCCCGCCCGGGACCCCGAGCUCGGGGACUGGCAGCGAAACUACCUUCUGAACCCCGUCAACACCUUCAGCCUGUUCGACGAGUUCAUGGAGAUGAUGAUCCAGUACGGCUUCACCACCAUCUUCGUGGCCGCCUUCCCGCUGGCGCCGCUGCUCGCGCUCUUCAGCAACCUCGUGGAGAUCCGCCUGGACGCCAUCAAGAUGGUCCGGCUGCAGCGGCGCCUGGUGCCCCGCAAAGCCAAGGACAUCGGGACCUGGCUCCAGGUGCUGGAGACCAUCGGAGUGCUAGCGGUCAUUGCCAACGGAAUGGUCAUCGCCUUCACAUCUGAGUUCAUCCCUCGAGUGGUCUACAAGUACCGCUACAGCCCGUGCCUGAAAGAAGCCAACUCCACAGUCGACUGCCUCACGGGCUACGUCAACCACAGCCUGUCCGUCUUCUACACCAAGGACUUCCAGGACCCUGAUGGGAUUGAGGGCUCAGAAAACGUGACUCACUGCAGGUACAGGGACUACCGCCAUCCCCGCCAUUACACCCUCACCAGGAAGUUCUGGUUCCUCCUGGCCAUCCGCCUGGCCUUCGUCAUCCUCUUUGAGCACGUGGCCUUGUGCAUCAAGCUCAUUGCCGCCUGGUUCGUGCCUGACGUCCCGCAGUCGGUGAAGAACAGCGUUCUGGAGAGAAAGUACCAGCAUCUGUGUGAGAAGAUGAGGGAAAGGCAGAGGCUGGGCAGGGUGCGGACGGGCCCUCAGCCCCCGACACCCACCCAUCCCACCGCAGCCUCCAUCUUCUUCAGCGCCAGGAGCACAGAUGUGUAGGGCCAGAGCCCAUGCAGAGGCCCUGGCCCCCAGGAGCUGAGACAGUGUCAGCACCAGCACACCUCCCACUGGCCUCCCGCUGCGUGUGGAGGGAGGGGUGCUGUCAGAAGGCUGUGUCCAUGGGGGCUGCAGGAGCUCCCUGUCUGUUCAGGGCAUCUGUGAGCCGCCGGCCUGUUCCACCUGCUCUGUCUCUGUGGGGGCUCUCAAGCUUGGCACAUCCUGACUUGAAUUCUGGGUGACCCUGGGUACCCGCUGAACUGGGAGUGGGACUUCUCAGGCAGCCACAAGGCAGGAAAACUGGGCCAAGUUUCCUGGGCUGCUUCUGACUUCUGGGCCCCAGAUUCUGCCGUGCCCCCAUUCUGGGUGUUGGGAGGUGGCCUGAGCCCACCUCGCCGGCCUGUUCCCUUCAGCCAGGAGUUUCUGUAAUAAAAUUAAACCUGUUUGUCUUG